AUGGAUUCUUCACUUCCAGAAGCAUGCAGAAGGGUUUUUGAUUUCAAUUUAAACAGUAUACAAGCCCCCAUAUGCCAAGAGGUAUUUCAGACGAACAAUUCUUUGGUUGUAUCUGCACCUACCGGCUCAGGAAAAACUGCAGUUUUUGAAUUAGCUAUUGUGAAGCAGUUGAAUGAUUAUGAAAAUUCUUUUCAAAAGGACCCUUUUCUUAUCAUUUAUAUUGCACCAAUGAAAGCAAUAUGUUCACAAGUUUCCAGGGAAUGGAAGAUAAAGUUUUCCAGUUUUCCACUGUGCUGCUUAACUCUGACCGGGGACUCUGAUGUUGAAGACAUCCAAAAUAUUGGUAAUGAAGUUUUGCUCGUAACAACACCGGAAAAGCUUAAUGCUACAAUAAAAUCUUUCAGAGAAGUCUCUGAGAUUUGGCAGAAGCUGAAACUGUGUUGUAUUGACGAAGUUCAUUUGUUAGGAGAGUCAGAAAGGGGAUCAGUGCUCGAGGUUCUUAUAACAAGAAUCAAAAUGUUAUCUCGUCCUCGAUUUGUUUGCGCUUCUGCUACACUAUCAAAUGUGCAAGAUAUUGCACAAUGGUUAACUGUUCCAGAAAGAACUGUUUCUUUCUUUUCAUUUGGGGAGGAAUUCAGAAUGUCACCAGUCAAGAAGAUGGUCAUUGGUUAUAUGCGCCAGAAUAAUCAAUCUUUAUUUCAGUUUGAAACAAGCUUAAGCUACAGGAUUCCUCAACUGAUAAAUAUGUACUCAGCCAACAGACCUGUUCUGGUUUUUUGUACAACUAGAAGUGGCACUGUUCGAACUGCGAACGACAUUUGA
This is a messenger RNA of Trichobilharzia regenti, 822 nucleotides long. The record is from the annotation of a GenBank genome assembly. NCBI's taxonomy places the organism in Eukaryota, Metazoa, Platyhelminthes, Trematoda, Strigeidida, Schistosomatidae.